GGAGGUAGGAUGAACUUUCUGUCGUGUCAUAUUUUUGUGCCAUGUGUGUGAUUUUUUUCCCCCCUGGCUGAAAAGCUGGAAUUCAUCUGGUCUGUUUCCCCGCAUCCAUUCAUGAAAUCUCUCGUGCUGACAUCAUCCCGCUUCCCCAAGCGAAGUUGCUCACUUGCACUGAGAAGCAUCCGUCGCGUCUGAGAUGACAGAUUCUCCAUCAGUCCCGAGAGCAGCAGUUGCUUCUAGGAUGUGCCUGUAUUAGGUCAGGGCGGCGCUGAGUGUUUUUUAUGGGAGGAGGGGCUUCGUGAGAGCCAGUCCCCCCAGAAAACCAUUCUGCAUUUCAGCCCAUGCAGCAUACAAGUCUUCAUUUCAGGCAAUCCUUUUAAGCAGAAAUAAAAAAUUUUGGAAGCUUCGAUCACUGUUUAAUACUGUCUACAAGGCAAAGUAGCAGAGGUUUGUGGGCUAUCAAGAGGCAAGUUUUAAAAAGUAAAAAUAGAUCCUAGAGUCAUUACCUUGACACUGGAAAUGAGUGACUCCUAGAGAUUGGGACUCAGCCUUCACUUUGACGAACUGACAAAUUAGGGCCAUAUAGUUCAGUGGGUGCACUUCAGUCUGCCCUAAAACCCAGGUCCCGUUUCCAAAUGAACAGCCUUAAAUGUACCCAUUAGCGGUUUUUUAACAUCUCUAAAAUUUAAGCAAUAUAGACAAGAACUAGUGUAAAACUUAAAUGUCUAUGUAUAAUGUAAAAAAAGCUUAAUAGACAUUCCACCACGUUCAAGUUUUAAGAUAUUUCUAGGACACAUCCUGUAAACCCUGUACACUUUUUUAGACUGCAUCAUUUAUGUAGGAAUUGAUAGUUCACAGGGAAUUAAAAAUGUUCAGUGUUAUGCAUGAAGUCACAGUACAAUGGUUAGGGGAGAGAAAUCAAAGAUUCAAAGCAAAACAUAAAAAGAAAAAACAAAAGGCAAAUUGUAUAGCUUCUGUUUUUGGUUAACAAUGUCAGUAAUUUGGGGUCCCUGGAGAGACAUGCAGGUGGCCUGGGUCCAGAGAGCAGCUCCAUCCCUAUCUUCUUGGUGACCUUGGGUAGUCAUUGAAUUAAUAGGCUCAAGUUCCUCUUCAGAAUUCCUCUGAACUCUGUGGUCAAAUGAACUCUCAAGUUCAAGAAGUUCCACAGAAAUAGACUUUUGAAGUAGAUGAGACAGGAAGAGCAGGGGAGAAAAAAGUUAGAGAAAUAGUAUGGAAGUAGAUGGUGGUUGAGGGCAUCCAUUUUACAGUAAUUCCUCCCCCUGCACCCCCCCCUCCCACCCCUGCAUCUUGAAGAUCUGUCAUCAGCUCCACUUUGAAGUGAGUAGUAAUGCCCUCUGGGAAAGGCUAUGGUGUUGUAUGAAGAGAGGAAGUAGUUCUUUCAUUCUGUAAAUCAUUUUCUUAGGUUGGAAAGACUCCCUCCUCUCCCACCCACCCCCCCCAAAAAGAUGAAUUUUCUGGAGGAAGAGAUGAUUGUUCAUUGGAAACAAAACAAACAGGCAUGUGUCUGCUUAGUGAAUUUUGUUUUCCAGUCUCACAAAAGGCAGAGGAGGAGCCGAAAGCAAGAACCGAUUUCAUCCAACCAUUCAGUUGUAAAAGUCACUUUUGGAGAUAGAUAAGAGGACUGUCAGAAGGAUCUGGGAAGCAAAGUUUGGCUGUGAAAAGCAAAGAUCCUUUACCUACACAUUUUACAAGCAAUGUGCAGAAAGCCAUUGAUAAAUAUACCUGUGAACCCGGGUCAUCAUUUACAUCCAGUGGCAGCACCACGCCUGCAGGCACCCACAACUCUUGGUCUCGGUCUGGGACGCAGAGUUCUACCACUGGCUUAUCAACUGAGAGGAGCUCCAUUUACUCUUGGAGAGAUGACGAGUUUGACAAGGCGAACGCAGAGAAAGUCCAGCAGUUAUUCUGGGAGGUGGAGGAAAUGUUAUUUGAAGGGAAAGUAAGCCCUCAUACUCAGAAUCUAGUGGCUGAAUGCAGUGAGUGGGCAAGAAGAUCCCUCCAUCUGAGAGUAUUAGGAAGACAGCUCAUCAUGCCAACUGAUGAAGGGUUCCAACAUUUCCAGGGCAGCGAGCCUACUACUGUAGUCCACAAACCCUUCUUAGAUGCCUGUGGACACAACCGCAACAGCAGAGAAUUGUGUGUCUCUGGCUCUCAAAUACUCCCCGAGGUGUGCUCAGCCCCUCCCUUGCCAGGCCCCGAGGGCCCAGGGGUUGCUGGCCUAACAGCAGGCUCAGCCCAGGAAGAAGAGGUUUAUGACGUGGAUGGAAAGAUUGAAGAAUAUUUUGCUUUUGACAGAAAAGAAGAUGAUGAUGAAUGUCUUGAACAAAAAUCAGCUCACCGCCACAGGAUGUGGCGGAAACACGGACUUCCUCCCCUUUCUCCUCAUGACUGUAUCAAAGAUGCGGUGGCUGCAGAAGUGUUUGAUCACGUCUGGACAAGUGUCGUAGAGAUAUUGGAAGAGCUGAUCAGAAAAAAUUGGGAAGUUACACUCACAGAAGGAAAGAAACAGAAAGAAAAAUUGAAAGUAGCUGGGAAUAUAUCUCCACUGAUACUCAUUUCCCGUAUUAACACCGAUGCACCAAGUGUUCCCCCAUCCAGAAGCUCUGAAGCCCGAAGCGUCUCCCUGGCUCCUCAUCUUAAUCCACCUCAGAUUCAUCGCUUCUCCAACAAUUUUUAUAGUGAUUUGAGUGGUGUGAUGACAAUUCAAGCAAAGCCACUGCAGCAGAGACCUACCUAUUUCUCAGACAGAACACAGAAUGAGCAAGAGGACAGAUCACUGGGUGCAGGUCCCAGUGCCCUUUCUUUGGCACGGCACCGCCUGGGACGAACCUCCUCCGAUGCUCGCAUACUCCACACUUCUGAAAAGAAAACACCUGCGUACACGAGGCUGCCUUCUCUUACUUCAGACUCACAGAGGAUGAAAACCCCCAAUGUGUACAAUGAUGAAGUUCUUAGGGGAACAAAACUGCAAACUGGCAUGGAGUGUGUGUCCUCCCCGCUGGUUCAAGCCUCCCGGAGCAGGUUACCCCCAAUAGGCUCAGAGACCGGUGAGCAGAAUAUGGCAGUUCCUGGAUCUCGACCUGUUUCUUACAGAGGGAGGCAGCCACAAAACCGUGUGCUAAGUGCAAUUCCUGACAGUUCAAAGCGAUCGCCUCUUCGAGAGAGAUCUCUGACUAUAGAACACUUUUCAAGACCCAGCACGACCCAUGCAUUUCGGUUAGAUACUCCCCGGAAAGGUUCGUUGACCCUGAUGGAAUUUGCUGGCCACACAUGGACAAGUCAGAGUUUCUUCACAGGUUCACAAUAUCCGCCUAAAUCUUUUCAGAAGAUGACUCUGACUACAAGAAAGAGAUUCCAAGUGGCUUCUUGAUGGAACUUGGACUUCAAAGCCUCAGCACACCAUUUGUCACUUGAAAAAUGGAAGAACAAGUAUUAUAUUAUGUAUCUGUUUGUCUGACAGUGAGAUGUAAGCCUGUGUGAGAGAAAUGCAAACAAAUAAACAAUUUAAUUUUGAACACUUGCAUUGCAAAGAGAAUACAAGUCAAAUUCACCAACCUUCUCUAUUGGAAGCAUUCCAACAGAGAUUCUUUAGGCUUUGCUCAGAAGAAUCUGAUCUGUGUUUAUCAUCCAUCAUUUUAUCAAUUAUACACAGACACACAUGUAAUUAGUGUAUGUUUACACACACUACUUAACAAUGUGAGAGGAUAUUAUCUAGGAAUAUGCCAUUUUGUAAUGUUGUGUUUUGAAAUGUGUGUUUUGUGUCUCAUUCUGUCAUUGAUCCAUCAAAAUCCUGGUCACUAAUAGAUAUCACAACCUUCUCUAGAAAAUAGCGAAGCCAUCUUUGGUACAAUAUGCCAGUUUAACUAAGGUUCAGAUGAUCCUAAUCAUUGCGCUGACUUUCUUACACCUGUUUUUUUUAAAAAGUACUUUAGUCACGAGCUUCUUUGAGGAAUGUCAGUGGCUGCCUCCCGAGCCAAUCAGGUUUUACUGGUUUUCUUGCUCAAACUCGGACAGUUUAUUCAAAAGUAGCCCAAACUUAUUGAUUUUUAAACCAUAAUUAAAAUAUAUUGCAUGUGGUUUCCUCUUCGUUGUUUGCAGGCGAAGGUGUUGAUCCACUGGAGGGAAGGCUUCAGCAGACCUCUUCCUUAUUUGACCCCAGUGUGACCUUUGCUCAGAUGUCACCUCUGCCAUAAAGCCUUCCCGAUCCCUCCGCCUAAAGUAGCAGCUCUCUCGUCUCUGUCCCUUUGCCCUGCUUCCUUUUCCUUCAGAGCAUGUGUCCCUAUUUGCUAGUCAUAUGGAAAAUGGAACAGGGGAUGCCAAGGAGAAGUGGACGAUUGGAGGCCGGGCUCUAGGGCCGUUUUCUUUGCUCCCCCACCCCAUGUUUUUCCUCUAUAGAGACUUGUAUCCUUAGGCUCACUUUUAGAUUCUCAGGUCUCAAAUCACCAUAAUUUCCUUUUUUCUAUCAAUACUUAUAUUUUAUCAAUUUUUUAUUAAUCCAAAAUGAAAGUUUAUCUAUCUAUCCUCAUAUAAAUGUAUAAUAAAUUAUUUUCAGACAUAUUUCUGGUUGUAAGAAAAGAGGAUCUUGGCCUAUUUAUAGAUGUCUGCAAUUGAAAAGUGUGUUGGGACUGGAAUUAGCGUCGUCCUUGACCACGGAGUGACAGAACAAACAUGAUGCUAGCUAGAGUCAUCGUGCCUCUGACUGAUCAUUUCUCCCUUACAUUCCUGACUCAUUUCUUAUAGUAAUGGAGCAUGUUAGGGGGUAGAUGGAUGGCCAAAGCUCUGUAACUCUAGGUAAUAUUUUUAAUGCUCAGUUACCCAUACAAAGCAGACUGGAGCAUUUUGAGAAUUUUCUAACCUCUCCCUCAACAUUAGCUUACAGAAACUUUCAAGAGAAAAUAUCGGUUUUU
This is a messenger RNA of Zalophus californianus (California sea lion), 4925 nucleotides long. It is a transcript of the gene FAM149A, whose product is annotated as family with sequence similarity 149 member A. Lineage: Eukaryota; Metazoa; Chordata; Mammalia; Carnivora; Otariidae. The transcript is spliced from 14 exons. The record is from RefSeq and is a predicted model, not a curated record. The coding region runs from base 1940 to 3388 and encodes 482 amino acids.